Messenger RNA from Candoia aspera, 1619 nucleotides. RefSeq names its product synaptophysin like 1 (gene SYPL1). Lineage: Eukaryota; Metazoa; Chordata; Lepidosauria; Squamata; Candoiidae. Gene Ontology annotation, cellular component: synaptic vesicle; synaptic vesicle membrane. The coding region runs from base 128 to 838 and encodes 236 amino acids. The record is from RefSeq and is a predicted model, not a curated record. The transcript is spliced from 5 exons.
AUAGGACCAGAGAGGUCCACCUGAUGCUCCUGGGGACAGUGAGCUUGGAGACAGGACUGAGCAGAGCUUCUGGCCCCUUGCCCCACCAUCUCUUCCGUGCUCUGAUCUCUUCUUCCUCUCGCAGAACAUGAGUGAUUUUCACCUUGACCUUAGCCCCCUCAAAGAGCCCCUGGGUUUCAUCAAGCUUCUUGAGUGGCUCUUUUCCGUAUUUGCAUUUGCUUCUUGUGGAGGAUAUAAAGGUGUCACUACGCUUCUAGUUUCCUGUCAAGGGCUGGCGAACAAAACAGUAACAGCCUCUUUUAGUUAUCCUUUCAGGUUGAACAAAGUUAUAUUUACUUCACCAGAUCCUACCCGAUGCAAUGGCACUUGGACAGAUUUCUAUCUUGUGGGCAACUUUUCCUCCUCUGCACAGUUCUUCGUCACGUUUGCAGUCCUGAUCUUCUUCUUCUGCAUGGCGGCCCUGGUGCUGUACCUUGGUUAUAUGCACGUAUAUCGGAAUGGUAGUAAUUUCCCAAUGAUCGAUUAUGUUUUCACUCUCAGUGCUGUCUUUCUGUGGCUAGUCAGCAGUGCUGCCUGGGCAAGGGCCCUGGUUGAUAUCAAAGUAUCAACCGGUCCGCACGUUGUGGAAGAAAUACCGGCUUGCAAAAUGCUUGGGACAUCCUGUGUGUUUGCUUCCGUUUCCAGCAUGGGAAGUUUGAAUGUGUCCGUGGUUUUUGGCUUGCUAAAUAUGAUUCUGUGGGGAGGAAAUGCUUGGUUUGUAUACAAGGAGACUAGCCUGCAUAAACCUAACAGUAAUUCCCCAAACUCUGGGUUCUAUCCCCCUGCAUCAGGAAUCUGAACAGUUGUAGAUUUAUGCUAAAAUGGCCACGUUUCAUAUUGUUUACCAGUUUGAAUACACUGCAUUUCAAAAUCUUUUACUAUUAACCUUCACAAAUGUACAACUCGGAAAAACACCUGGUGUGGAUAGGAAAUGAGUACUUUGAAAGAAUUUAUUUACCUUAAUUGGAUACUCUUAAUUCAGUCAAACUCACAGACGAUGUCUACCUGGAAAAGAAUCUUUUUGGCAAAAUACAUUUCUGUUGUAAUUGUUAAAAAAAACUGCAUUUGACUUAAUUCUUGCCUGUAUGAUCAUAUUCGUGUUAUGCUGUACUUAUGUUUUGUCAUAAUCUGAGAGACUUGAAAUAAUUGUUGCACAUUAUACUGAUAAACUGCUUUAUCAAUAGGCAAAUUAACUGUCUGCUUAAACAGUUGUCUGGUUUAAAAAGUUUCCUCCACACCAGAAAAGGUAUUUUUAUAUUUGUGAUUUCAGUGUAAUUGUUCAACUGCUACUAUAGAAAAGAGAUUGGAAACAACUUGAAUGCCAUGUGAUGUAAUAGCAGAAGUAAAUCUAAGUGUGUGGGUUGGUAAUCAAAUUACCACCAGUGAUGUAUUUUAAAUUGGAAAAGCCCUCUCUGACCUUGAGAAUGCAAGUUAUGUGGGGGGAAGCACACAACUCAUACGAAAAUGCUCAAUUACUUAUAAGUUUGACGGUUUAAAAAAUGGAUGCUUAAUGUUUUCAAGCAUUGUCUCUGACAUGUACUCCUGUACUUUGGAUUCAGUUUACCCUAAUAAAUUGACGU